AUGAGCGAUGUAUUUGAAAGAUACGAGCGCCAGUACUGCGAGCUCUCCGCCAAUCUCUCUCGGAAGUGCAGUUCCGCUUCCGUUCUCCCCGAAGGAGAGGAGAGGAGGGAAAAAUUAUCGGAGAUAACAUCUGGAAUCGAAGAGUGCGAUGCCUUGGUCCGGAAGAUGGAUCUUGAGGCGAGAAGUUUGCAGCCGAGUGCCAAGGCCAUGCUUCUGGCUAAGCUGAGGGAGUACAAGUCCGAUCUGACUAAGUUGAAGAGGGAAUUCAAACGGGUUGCGUCCGGGAAUUCUAAUCAAGCUGCACACGAGGAGCUGCUGGAAUCUGGAUUGGCCCAUCCUAAUGCGGUGUCUGGAGAUCAAAGAGAAAGAUUGACUAUGUCAAUAGACAGACUAAAUCAGUCAAGUGAUAGAAUUAAGGACAGUAGAAGAACCGUGCUGGAGACAGAAGAACUUGGUGUCACGAUUCUUGAAGAUUUGCACCAACAGCGCCAGACGCUGCUACAUGCACAUAACAAGCUGCAUGGGGUGGACGAUGCCAUUGACAAGAGCAAGAAGGUGAUAACAUCCAUGUCUCGGAGAAUAUCCAGAAACAAGUGGAUCGUUGGCUCGGUCAUUGCCGCCCUUGUGUUCGCAAUCAUACUCAUAAUCUCCUUCAAGGUCUCUCACUAG
Linum trigynum is the source of this 669-nucleotide messenger RNA. The record is from the annotation of a GenBank genome assembly. NCBI's taxonomy places the organism in Eukaryota, Viridiplantae, Streptophyta, Magnoliopsida, Malpighiales, Linaceae.